Penicillium paradoxum is the source of this 876-nucleotide messenger RNA. RefSeq names its product pyrroline-5-carboxylate reductase. Gene Ontology annotation, biological process: L-proline biosynthetic process. The transcript is spliced from 2 exons. The record is from RefSeq and is a predicted model, not a curated record. Gene Ontology annotation, molecular function: pyrroline-5-carboxylate reductase activity. The coding region runs from base 1 to 876 and encodes 291 amino acids. NCBI's taxonomy places the organism in Eukaryota, Fungi, Ascomycota, Eurotiomycetes, Eurotiales, Aspergillaceae.
AUGGCCUCAGGACAAACACUUGGAUUUAUCGGAUGCGGUAACAUGGGCGGAGCCGUCUUAAACGGCCUCCUCAAUUUCGCGUUCUCCAAAACCACAGAAACAACCAAGAAGCCAAUUACUCGCUUCAUCACCUGCACAAAAACAGCAGCCUCCGCCGCGCGGCUCCAGGCAUCACUCGCCCCCGAGCACCAACAACUCAUCAAAGUCGUCUCGGGGCAAAAUGUCCAGACAAUGCAAGAAGCCGAUAUCGUCAUUCUCGGCUGCAAACCAUUUAUGGCUGCAGAUGUGCUUGGUGAAGAAGGCGUCCGUGAUGCCCUCGCUGGCAAGCUCGUCAUUAGCAUGCUUGGAGGCCAAUCUGCUGAAAAGCUCACUGGUCUCAUUAACCCAGAGCCUACGACUUCUCAAGACCCGCAUGUAAUGGUAGCGGUCCCGAAUAUGGGUGCUCAAUUUGGCCAGUCGAUGACUAUCAUUGAAACGCCGCCGCCAACGGUCCCGCAGGCCAUGGCGGAAAUUACAGAGUGGAUUUUUAAGCAGGUUGGCGCAGUCAAAUAUCUCGGUCCUGAGCAAAUUGGACUGGCAACUGUUCUUGUUGGCGCGACGAUGGCGACCUUGACGCUGCCUAUCGAGGGCCUGCUGGAUGGAUGUGUUGCGGAGGGACUCAAGCGUUCUGAGGCCAUGGAGUUGGUCCUCCAGGGAGUGAAGGGGUUAACAGCCGUUUUGGAGUCUGGACAACACCCAGGUGUUGUGAGGGAGAGCAUUUCUUCGCCGAGGGGAUGUACUAUCCAGACCCUUUUGAGUCUUGAGAAGGCGGGGACGAGAGCAGAUUUCGCGGAGGCAAUUAUCAGAGGCAAUACGCAUUUGAGAGAGAAGAUGUAG